Molecule: messenger RNA, 5055 nt
Organism: Salmo salar (Atlantic salmon)
Lineage: Eukaryota; Metazoa; Chordata; Actinopteri; Salmoniformes; Salmonidae
Product: exportin-7
Biological process (GO): protein export from nucleus
Cellular component (GO): cytoplasm; nuclear pore
Molecular function (GO): nuclear export signal receptor activity; small GTPase binding
Source: RefSeq, a predicted model, not a curated record
CCAUUCCAGAACAGAAACUAGCAACAUUAAGCAGUUUCCCUUUAAGAGCCAUGUAAACAAAGAGCGGGUUUGCUUAUAUGAGAGGUAUUUUAUUUUGCACUUUUUAUUCUGUGAAGUUGCACGGGGUUCUAAAGGGGGUUCCAACGAUUGCGCGAGCGUAAAUGCUUUCUGAAUGUGAAAAUCUGCGCUCAUUCACUUUGUCAGGGGGAGUGAGAUAGUUCAAUGGGAGUGAGAGAGGAGCAUGAAUGGAGCAAAAUGGCGGAUCAUGUGCAGAGCCUAGCCCAGCUAGAGAUCCUGUGUAAGCAGCUGUACGAGACAACAGAGACUGGGGUGAGGUUGCAGGCAGAGAAAGCUCUGGUGGAGUUCACUAACAGCCCCGACUGUCUCAGCAAGUGUCAGCUACUACUGGAGAGAGGCAGCUCUUCCUACUCUCAACUUCUUGCAGCUACCUGUCUGUCUAAACUGGUUUCGCGCACCAGCAACCCUCUUCCCUUGGAGCAGCGCAUCGACAUCCGGAACUAUGUUCUGAAUUAUCUGGCGACGCGGCCGAAGUUGGCAGAGUUUGUUACCCAGGCUCUGAUCCAGCUGUACUCCAGGAUUACGAAGCUUGGCUGGUUCGACUGUCAGAAAGACGACUAUGUCUUCAGAAACGUCAUCGCAGAUGUCACACGCUUCCUACAGCAGGACAGUGUAGAACAUUGCAUCAUAGGAGUCACCAUCCUAUCCCAACUGACCAAUGAGAUCAACCAGGCAGAUACCAGCCAUCCUCUGACCAAACACAGGAAGAUUGCAUCAUCGUUCAGAGACUCGUCCCUCUUCGACAUAUUCACCCUGUCCUGCAAUCUCCUCAAACAGGCGUCGGGUAAGAACCUCAACCUGAAUGAUGAGAGUCAGCAUGGUCUACUGAUGCAGCUACUGAAGCUCAGUCACAACUGUCUGAACUAUGACUUCAUCGGAACUUCCACAGACGAGUCCUCUGAUGACCUCUGCACUGUUCAGAUCCCCACUUCCUGGAGAUCAGCGUUUUUGGAUUCCUCCACUCUCCAGCUCUUUUUUGAUUUGUAUCAUUCCAUCCCUCCCUCCCUCUCCCCGUUGGUGUUGUCGUGUCUAGUCCAGAUAGCAUCAGUGAGGAGGUCUCUGUUCAACAACGCAGAGCGAGCCAAGUUCCUCUCUCACCUGGUGGAUGGAGUCAAGAGGAUACUAGAGAACCCACAGAGCCUCUCAGACCCUAACAACUACCAUGAGUUUUGUCGUCUGUUGGCGCGACUGAAAAGUAACUACCAGCUGGGAGAGCUGGUCAAAGUAGAAAACUACCCAGAAGUCAUCAGGCUUAUAGCCAACUUCACUGUCACCAGUCUACAGCACUGGGAGUUUGCCCCUAACUCUGUCCACUACCUGUUGAGCCUGUGGCAGCGCCUGGCAGCGUCUGUCCCUUACGUUAAAGCCACCGAGCCUCACCUGCUAGAGACAUACACACCUGAAGUCACCAAGGCCUACAUCACCUCACGCCUCGAGUCUGUCUGCAUCAUACUCAGGGAUGGGUUAGAGGACCCUCUAGAUGACGCAGGGUUAGUCCAGCAGCAGUUAGACCAGCUCUCCACCAUCGGUCGCUGUGAAUACGAGAAGACCUGUGCCCUAUUGGUCCAGCUCUUCGACCAAUCAGCACAGACCUACCAGGAACUACUGCAGUCUACCAACUCUAGUACCAUCGACAUCACUGUCCAGGAGGGGAGGUUAACAUGGUUGGUGUAUAUAAUUGGGGCGGUCAUUGGAGGAAGAGUGUCCUUCGCCUCUACAGAUGAACAAGACGCCAUGGACGGAGAACUAGUCUGUCGGGUGCUCCAGUUGAUGAACCUAACAGACUCGCGGCUGGCCCAGGCGGGUAACGAGCGGUUGGAGUUGGCCAUGCUCAGCUUCUUUGAACAGUUCAGGAAAAUCUACAUCGGCGACCAGGUGCAAAAGUCCUCCAAGCUGUACCGGCGGCUGUCAGAGGUUCUGGGGCUGAAUGAUGAGACCAUGGUACUCAGCGUCUUCAUUGGAAAAAUCAUCACCAAUCUGAAGUACUGGGGCCAGUGUGAACCAAUCACUUCCAAGACACUUCAGUUACUCAAUGACCUCUCCAUAGGGUACAGCAGUGUGAGGAAGUUGGUGAAACUCAGCGCUGUUCAGUUCAUGCUGAACAACCACACAAGCGAGCACUUCUCCUUCCUGGGCGUGAACAACCAAUCAAACCUCAGCGACAUGAGGUGUCGCACCACGUUCUACACCGCACUGGGACGCCUGCUGAUGGUCGACCUAGGUGAGGAUGAGGACCAGUUUGAACAAUUCAUGCUUCCCCUAACGGCGGCGUUUGAAGCAGUGGCUCAGAUGUUCAGCACCAACACAUUCAACGAGCAGGAGGCGAAGAGGACGUUGGUAGGACUGGUCAGAGACCUGAGAGGUAUCGCUUUUGCCUUCAACGCCAAGACCAGCUUUAUGAUGCUCUUCGACUGGAUCUACCCAGCCUACAUGCCCAUCCUGCAGAGAGCUAUAGAGCUCUGGUACCACGUACCAGCAUGCACCACUCCUGUCCUAAAGCUCAUGGCUGAGCUAGUCCACAACAGCCAGACAGCUGCUCUGCAAGGGGAGAGGAAAGAGCCAACAAGCUGGGUGUCAUCUUUCAGUCAACGGUCACAGAGGUUACAAUUUGAUGUGUCAUCACCCAACGGAAUCCUGCUUUUCAGAGAAACCAGCAAGAUGAUCACCACCUAUGGUAACCGUAUCCUGACCAUUGGGGAGGUGCCUAAGGACCAGAUGUACAGUGUGAAGCUGAAGGGUGUCAGUGUGUGUUUCUCCAUGCUCAAGGCUGUGCUCUCUGGGAACUAUGUCAACUUCGGGGUGUUCCGUCUCUAUGGAGAUGACGCACUGGACAACGCACUACAGACCUUCAUCAAACUGCUGCUGUCCAUACCACACAGCGACCUGCUGGACUAUCCCAAGUUGAGCCAGUCGUUCUACAGUCUGUUGGAGGUGUUGACUCAGGAUCACAUGAACUUCAUUGCUUCUCUAGAACCGCAUGUCGUCAUGUACAUACUGUCAUCUAUCUCCGAGGGACUCACUGCACUGGAUACUAUGGUGUGUACUGGGUGUUGUUCCAGUCUGGACCAUAUCGCCACCUACCUGUUCAAACAGCUGUCUCGCUCCACUAAGAAACGGCCUGUUGCCAUGGCAACAGACGAACGCUUCCUACACAUCAUGCAGCAACACCCAGAGAUGAUCCAACAGAUGCUGUCCACAGUGUUGAACAUCAUCAUCUUUGAGGACUGCAGGAACCAGUGGUCCAUGUCCAGACCUCUACUGGGCCUCAUCCUGCUCAACGAGAAGGUACAGUAUUUUGCAGACCUGAGGAACAGCAUUGUGAACAGCCAGCCUCCAGAAAAGCAGCAGGCCAUGCAUCUCUGCUUUGAGAACCUGAUGGAGGGGAUAGAACGCAACCUGCUAACCAAGAACAGAGACAGGUUCACCCAGAACCUCUCGGUGUUCCGGAGGGAGGUGAACGACAGCAUGAAAAACUCUUCAUACGGAGUCAACACCAAUGACAUGAUGAGCUGACAUUCCACACACGCACACCUGCUCCACACAGAGCAGCUUCCCAAAACUCAACCCCCUCCACUCCUCCUCUCACCCCUCUUCCUCUUCUCACCCCCUCUUCCUCUCCCUUGUGGUUCCACCCCCCUUUUUAUAGAAGCCUAUAUAAAUAUACAGACCUAUUUUAAAGCCAGUCUGUAGAGGUCACCCUGCUACUCGCUGGGAGGAGAGGAGGAUGAGGAUAUCUCUACACACUCUGGAGGGAGAGAAUCUGCUGGGGGGAUGAAGGUGAAAAGGGAGAAGCCGGUAAAUGUAGUUCUCUGCUUCUGCCUGCCUUGUAUAGAAACACAACAAAUCAAGUGUACAUUUUUUUUCAUAACAUUUUGAACAAUGUUUAUAUUGAUUGAAUUUAAAACACAAAAUGAGAAAUGUGUGAUUGAACUUUUUACAGUGUAGUGAGUCAGUGCACCUGUCUGUCUGUGUGUGGGGGGAAAAAACUUUCUACGGGGGAUGAGAGGAGCGAGAAAGUAGAGAGCACUAGAGCUGUGAAGGGGUAGAGACAAAGAGAGUGAGAAACUGUCCAUUUUGCACAUUUUCCUCUGGCCCUCUGAUUUGAGUGAUGUAAAUACCCACCACUGUUACUCCCUAGGCACUGCCCCUAGACACCACCUUUACUCUCUAUGCACUGUCCAAAGCCCCUAGACACCACCUUUAGCCCCUAGACAUUUAAGCCUAGAAAAUAAUUGGUUGGGUGUAGGUGUGGGGCAGGGUUAUGGGAGUAGGUUUGGGUUAAGGUCAUGCUCCACUUUACCCUCUGGUAGGCUGGUUGGAGCUGACACUAACCUCAGGGGAGUCGGUUGGGUUAGGGGAGAGUGAAGUGUCUCAGCAUGCUAGCUAGUGUGUAGGGGUCACAGAUCUGAUAACAGAAAGGAGCGUGGCUGCAGUCUAUCUCUGGAGUAGGUGUGACUCAGAGUGUGUGUGUGCGCGCGUGGCCUCUCGUGGUGCUGUAAAGGAGCGGUGCGCUCCAGACAGAACCUUCCAGGACAUUCUAGAACGUUCAGCUCUCGUUUCCGAGCUCCCUGAAGGAUAGUUUAUUUCUAAUUGAGAAACUAAAGAAGAAUGCAACCUUUUGUAGAACAGAGAGCUGUGUAUUACAGGGAAAUGGGUGGUAAGAAAAAGACAGAACUGUGUAUUAAAGAGAUGUGGGUUCAGAGUUCAUUAGCAACUUGUGCUACUCUACAGGUGUUGCUGCUAACUGUUUGUGACAACUAGCUCAUCUCUAACAAUGUUGAUUUGACUUCCUGGUUUAUUGUUUUGGUUCCCUAAAGUGUGUGUGUGUGUGUGUGUGUGUGUGUGUGUGUUGGAUCGGUACCUUGGUUCUCUGAUGUGAGUGUGUGUUGGAUCGGUAGUUUGGUUGAGUUGUGUGGAUGUCUGCUACAUAUUAUAGUGUCGGCAUUGUGACUGCAAAUAAACGUUAUUUGGUUUGUA